Messenger RNA from Cryptotermes secundus, 3783 nucleotides. RefSeq names its product Down syndrome cell adhesion molecule-like protein Dscam2. Bases 1 to 867 code for a protein of 288 amino acids. NCBI's taxonomy places the organism in Eukaryota, Metazoa, Arthropoda, Insecta, Blattodea, Kalotermitidae. Gene Ontology annotation, molecular function: protein binding. The transcript is spliced from 6 exons. The record is from RefSeq and is a predicted model, not a curated record.
AUGAUGGGAAGAAAUAUUGUCCCAGGAAAAGUAUUCAGCAUAACUGAUCUCCAUCCAGGCUCACAGUAUAAGCUGCGUGUAACUGCACACAAUGCUGCUGGAUCUAGUGUUGCCAAUUACCGAUUUACAACUCUCACAGCUGUUGGAGGAACUGUUAGUCCAAGCCUUGUGAUGAUGGAGACUGAGACAGAACAGAGAGCGCCCCUUCAUAAAGAUGUGAAAGUAGUAGUCCUAGCAGUAUGCUCGGCUGUAGCAUUGUGCCUGAGUUUGCUAGGUCUAUGUUUCUGCUUAAAAAGAAAGGCAAACUCAAGCAGGCCUUCUCCAAGUCCUAGCCUUCAGGAUGUCCAGACCAAUGCCGCACAGGACAACAAACACAACUUAGCUCGCAGGGAGCAAUAUUAUGCCACUGUACGCAAAUUACCACCAUCUCCAGCAACUCUGGAGUGCAUCCCAGAAUAUUCAGAGGAUAUUCGGCCUUACGCUACAUUCCAUGUCCCAGGACCACCUAGCUCUGAGACAACAAAAUUGCAGACAUUUGUCUAUAGAGACAAUGAUGCUUCUCCAACAAGGAAGUCCAUUGGGAAAAGUGACUAUUGCCGGGUGAAAAAACCUCGGCCUGGUGACGAAUAUGACAGUUUUGGUUCCGAAUCUGAUACAGAGCCAGGAACGUCAAGUCGUACAGAAUCAUCAAAUCAGUUGGAUGAUGGUGGAAAUCAAGGAGACUUGAACCGUCCAUAUCACCCGCCAGUCUCUCGGUUGCAAAAAUCUAUGAUUGACUCCACAUACCCUGGUCCAGGUCCAGACUGGAGUCCUCCGUCAGAAGCGGUGUUCCCACGUCGAUACUGUCAGGCUCAUUUGCUUAAGUGAACCUGUGCAUUUCAAAGACAAUUCUCCUACUGUCGGAAGUUGCAAACUGAUGACAUUGUGUUCAGUCUUAAUAUUUAUCUUAUAUAGAAAGUUGUAUAAAUCUUAAUUUUAAAGAUGUGAAUGUGUUUUUGGGGUGAAUAUUGUGUAAAUGUAAUGAGGUGCAUUAAUACAUACAAAACCCGACAACUAUGAAUAGCUGAUUGCUUAUGGUUGUUGUGUUACUUGUUUAUCAUCGGCUGUUCAUGAAAGUGAUCAUCAACCAUCUUGUUAUAAAUUUAACACAACACAGAGGAGAUGUCAGUCUAAAUUUUUACUGUUGUGAAAUCAUCAUAUCUCAUAAUAUUUUUGGUUUAUUUAGGGACAUCACAUAUGAAGAAACCAUAUUGAUUUUGUAUUCACAGUAACUGCAGCUGGACACUUCUACGGCAAGGGAAAACAUAGUUUGAAACACUUUUCGAAGUGUACCUAUCUUCUAAACAAAAUGUGAUAUUAGCCAUGUAGAAAUAUCCAGAUGGCUACACUCCAUACUUUGACAUGAGGCGUAAAGAAUUACUGUUUACACUAUACUCUCAAUCAUCUGUACAUGGAUUAUCCAGCUACUGGCCCAUCUGUGCUCCUUUUUGUGCACAUUCACACUUAUGUGGCGUACCUGUACCUCCAGCUGUUUGUACAUAUGAAACAACUUAAGAAACACAGGAGAGAUUGUCGUUAAAUUUUAUAUUGGUUGUUUUUCUAAGAAUUAUCAAGCCAUAUCAAUUUUUAUUUAGAUUGAACAGUUCUAAUGGCCACUUUAUGUGAAGACCUACAUGCUUUUCUGCUCAAUAAUUAUCACAGCAGAAAAUAUUUUGAAUAAAUUUGUAAAGGAAAAUGAAAUACAUGUUUUAUGUUUGGUUUUGUUCUUCUGGAAGUCUUACAGCUUUCAAGGUAAUGGAACGAAUAAGAUGUUCUACACAUGCUCAAAAUCUCUAUAUUCAACAGACAUCGUGGUUCCCAGUCACACCCUAAACUUGGGUUUUCUUUUUUUCAUGUCUGUUUUUCCAUUCUUUAGCAUGGAUAAUUAGGGGUAUACUAUAUAGCUAUCAAAGAAAAAUUUAAACUUGAAAAAUACAAUUUUUUUUAACUUUAUGUAUACUGCAAAUAUUCACAUCAGUACAAUGUGAUGAAUGUUAAACUUUUAAUGGAGGAGGCUCUAAUUAGAGCUGGUUCAUAGCACCGGUGACUACACACAAGGUAAGGAAAUAAAAUAUUCCAUACAGUGGGCAGAUUUACAUCCACACCAAGUGACUCAAUGUACAUGGAAUCUACUUGUUUGUUUCUAAUUUUCAUUAGCCUUUGUAUACUCACUGUUUAAUAACAAAACAUUUUUCUUUAUAUGUUGAAUUGUAAUAUAUUUCCAUUGCUGAAUAGCUACUUCACAGCUAAGCAUAUAGAAACAGUACUUUUUGCAAAAUAAGUUGUAGGAUUAAAUAUGGCAGAAAUUGCUUGUUUCUUUUAAGUAUACACAAAAAUAAUUCUAGGUUUCAAAACACCACUUCCUUUUCAAUACAGAAUAUACUAAUUUUGCUGGAAAAUGAUGGUAAAUUUUUAUUGUAUCAUACUUCAAGCUCUGAGAUCAAGAAAAAAAAUAAUUUUAUCACUGAUGUAGCCUCAUAUUAGAGUUGCAGAAGCCAUUACAGUGAUAAAUUUCACACAGGAAGUUGAAAGUAAUACUAUUUUUAAAAUAUGUAAAGAUAUGGUUCUUUGCAUGUAUGGACUAAACUAUACAUAAUAUGGUUUCUAAAAAUAUGAUUCCAGGGAAACAACCAAGAUAUGUCAGUGCCUGACAUUCACUCUUUUUUUAUUUUUAUGUAAUUUUUUCUUCUUCAUAAUUUUCAGCCUAGUAGAAUUUAUAAUUAAGAACAUGCAUGUGAUGAUUUAACUGUGAUGAUCAGCAAAAUUUUGUCCAAUCAAAUAAUAAAAUCUUCCUGACACUAAUCUUUAUGAUGAAUCUGCAGUACUGUAAACUUUAUUGUUUAUGUUCUCAUAACAUUUCCAUUUUUGUACCCUUUAAAUAAUGGAUAUUAUAAUGUAUACAAAUAUGCUUUUGGAGAAAAUAUUUUGACAUCUUAAUUGUAAUGAAUAAUUGUUCUGUAAUUUGCAUGACUGCCAUUUUUGUGCAGGUCUGUUCAAUUAUUUCUUAUAUGUACACAUUUUAAUCAAGAUUAUUAUUGCAGUUUAAGUCUGCUGUAAAAAAGUAAAGAAAUGUAUAAUUUAAAAGAAAAAUUAACAAAUGUCGAAUUAUAUUAUAAGUACUGCAUAGGGGGCAUGAAAUUAGUUACACCCCAUAAAUGCAAUAAUUCGUUAAAAUUGCUAUGGAGUCAAAAAAGUGUGGAAUUUGAAUGCAAUAAAUAAGCACUCUGUUGGGCCGAGAAUGCAAAAUUUAAUUAUAAAUAACAAAUUUUAAAAGAAUCAUGGUAUUGUAUUAAAAAAUGUUAGUAUUUCCUAGAAGGAAACUUUUCUUUGAUAGGCCAACAUCACAUUAUAGGCAGUGAAAUCUUGUAUUUUUCCAUGUUUGAUGUAAACCAUGCAGUGUACAUUUUCUCUCAGUAGGACAAUCAUUGUGAAUGAAAUGUCUCUCUCUCUGUCAUGUAAUAUUCCAUUGUGUGGCUAGCAGAAACUUUAGGCUCCAGUUCUGCAAGCUGUAGGAAAGGUCCCUCCAGCAAACUGACCCUGAGUACCAAAUAAUUGAAAGGGUUUCUGGCCUGUUGAUAUCCACACCAUAAUUCAAAAAGAACCAAUCAAAUGAAAUAGAUAGUAUAGUAUAGUAUAGUAUUUAUUGCAUACAAGCAAAUCCAAUUACAGGCCAACACCACUGGACACAGAACAAGUCAAAUAUCUUCAACAAAUGCUCCAACAAUGGAACUAGUCAACAUAAAA